This is a messenger RNA of Trypanosoma brucei brucei TREU927, 1239 nucleotides long. RefSeq lists its product as hypothetical. Lineage: Eukaryota; Euglenozoa; Kinetoplastea; Trypanosomatida; Trypanosomatidae. Gene Ontology annotation, molecular function: protein binding. The record is from RefSeq and is a predicted model, not a curated record. Gene Ontology annotation, biological process: DNA-templated DNA replication; rRNA processing. Gene Ontology annotation, cellular component: nuclear pre-replicative complex. The coding region runs from base 1 to 1239 and encodes 412 amino acids. The transcript has a single exon.
AUGACAACGCUAGGUGUAGGAGACGCCUUUGGUGCUAGUCUAUACGAAGGUGCCUAUGUUACCGCUUUGUUGACAGUCAAUUGCACUGUCGUGGUGGGCACUGACGCAGGGAGUGUGUUGGCCUUUGCAUAUACAGACGGUGACGCUUUUAUUGGCUCUGCUACACCUUCCGACUCUGAAAAUAUUACCUGUGAUUGCGUGUACGCCCGCGCUCUACACUACGGUCCGGUCCACUGCCUAGCUGCUUCCUCGGCGUAUCUUGUUGCCUCUGCCGGGCACGACGCAACACCCGCCGUCCAGCCGAUCAGUAGUAUGAUUACAAAUACGAACGGGCGGGCGGUCCGCCUGCAUGGACAUACGCUAGCGGUAACGUGCAUGGCCUUCUUCUCAACCGGUUCGUGGCUGGCGACAUGCAGCGUUGGGGGGCACAUCAUUAUUUUCGAUACUUCGUCUUGCACACUUCUUUGUGAAGUACGCGUUGGUUUCCCUGUACGUUGCCUAGCCCUUGCGCCUGAUGAAACUAUGUGUUACGUCGGCGGCACACAGUUGGCACGUGUGGAUUUGUAUGAUAACGAUCGCCCCCUUGAACCGUUGUUGCAGCGGGAAGAACCAUUUUGGAUGCGGCGUUACGCAUGGAAUACGGAAGCUGCUGCCAGCGCUGAGACGGAAGACAGUGGAGAAGGGCACACGAGUGAGUCACCGAGCGACCUGUUCAUUGCUGCUCUUCAUGUAGACGAGAACGGUCUCACCGCCAUUUUUCAAUCACGGGAUCGCAACUUGGACGAUGGCGCGAUCGCAACAUGGAGACACGAUGCUGCAAACUUUUGGCUUUCCUCCAACUUUAGGCGGUUGAAGAAACCUCAGCUAGUUCAAUCGCAGCAAAAUCCGAGACAAGGGGUUUCCGUUUCGUGUUCUCGUUUGCAUAUUCGAGUGGAAGAGGUGUUGCAGACUAAGGAGAAAGGCAAUUCACUUUUUUCCCGCGCUAGCGAUGGUUGGAGUACGUGGGGAUCUGCUUGUGUCCGUGUCGGGCAGUGUCCACCCACGCAGACGGUGAAGUGGACGGCAAACGUGCGCUCAGCGCUUCCACUGUCGUCAGCGGCAUAUGGACGAUUGGGGUGCGAGGAGGAGCGUGAACGGCGGCUUCAGGGAGAGUGUGAUGAACUUGUGGAGCAACUUAAGGCUGAGUGUGGGGUGCGUGGAAUAAAAAAAAAAAGGCACCGCGACACCGCUACGACGUGA